AUGACGUGGAGUUUGUUUUUUGACGAGCUAUGUCAGAAGGCGUUCCAGUUCCUAAAGGACCGACUUGUCUCAGCCCCAAUCAUCAGAGCUCCUGACUGGAACCACCCCUUUCAGGUGAUGUGCGACGCCAGUGACUUUGCAGUAGGAACAGUCCUUGGACAGAAGAUUGACGGGAAACGUUAUGUCAUCUUCUAUGCUACCAAAACUCUAAACCAGGCUCAGAAGAAUUAUGACACAACGGAGAAGAAGAUGAUGGCCAUAGUGAUAAAUCAAGGAGAGGAUGAAGAAGAUGUUCUUGACGCUUUUCCAGAGGAGCACAUGUAUUUUGCUCAGGGAUCAAAUAUCUUGAUCAGCUGGAUGGAUAUGCUCGAUGCAGCUGAUCCAAUAGCCUUUUUGAAUGAAGUAAGCAAAAGGCAGGCUGAACCGUGGUUCGCUGACAUAGCUAACUACUUGGUAACUGGAGAAUUACCUUCUACACCAGAGGUGACCAGAUCCCAAAUGUUGAAGAUUAAGAGUGAAGCAAAGUACUACGUCUGGGAUGACCCUUACCUAUGGAAAAUGAGAGUUGAUCAAGACAUCCGAAGGUGCAUCCCCGAGUGGGAUCAAGAAGAAAUAUUGACUCAUUGUCACUCUCUUGCCUACGACGGUCACUUCAGUCCGAAAAAGACAGCCAGGAAAGUCCUGGAUAGUGGUUUCUAUUGGCCAGACUUGCACAAGGAUGCCUAUGAAUUCUGCAAGAGGUGCAGCCGGUGCCAGUUAACUGGAGAGAUUUCUGCAAAAAAUGAGAUUCCGGAGAUCAAAAGCUUCCUCGAAAAAACAGUGAGUCCUUCAAGGAAGGACUGGAGCAAAAGGUUGGAUGAUGCCUUAUGGGCUUAUCGCACUGUGUACAAAACUCCAAUCGGCAUGUCACCAUACAGGCUGGUUUUCGGGAAAAUGUGCCACCUUCCUAUGGGCAAUGAACAUAAAGCUUACUGGGCAGUCAAGGAAGUGAUUAUACAGCCUAAGGUGUGUGCUGAAGAAAGGAAGCUCCAGUUACAAGAGUUGGAAGAACUUAGGCUUGAGUCCUAUGAUGCAGCCAUGUGGUACAAAGAGAAAACCAAGUUGUGGCAUGACAAGAACUUGAGGGCGAAGGAGCUGCACGUGGGGCAAAAAGUUCUGUUGUUCCAGUCAAGACAUAAGCUGAUGUCGGGCAAGUUAAAAUCAAAAUGGACGGGACCAUAUACCAUCGUCAACCUAAGGGCGAAUGGGGAUGUAGAACUUCAAGGGAGUGACUCUAACUCUUUUACUGGCUUAAAUGGGAAUCAUACCUACCCCACCACCGCCUGUCGAUGCACAAAUCCCAGAAACUUGCAGUGA
Molecule: messenger RNA, 1356 nt
Organism: Salvia splendens (bonfire salvia)
Lineage: Eukaryota; Viridiplantae; Streptophyta; Magnoliopsida; Lamiales; Lamiaceae
Exons: 3
Coding region: 1-1356 (451 amino acids)
Molecular function (GO): nucleic acid binding
Source: RefSeq, a predicted model, not a curated record